AUAAGGGAUACGAAAGGGUCGCGCUAUUGGUGAAAGAGGUCCGCAUCCAAAGCGGCACAAUCGUCGGUGCCCCCGCCUCAUCCCUGAGUCCCCCUGGGCCUGGGCAGGGCCCCACUAUAAAAGCAUACUGCGUCGCCCCUCGAACACGUAGUGUUUCCCCGUGUAGCGUACAAGAAAACCUAUCCUCACACACCAUGAAGUUCUUCAUUGUCUUGAUCGCCCUUGUGGCAGUCGCUAGUGCCGGAUAUAUUGGUCAUGGUCAAGAAACUUACUUCGCACCCUUCGUUAACGGAGCUGGCCAUCAGCCUCUCGUCCCCGGCCCACAUCCGAGACCCAUAAGCUACAAGGGAAAUGAACAUACCACUAGAAUACAUUACAGCGGUGGUAAUGUUGGCCAUCCACAUCUCGUCGGCGUCGAGCAUUACGUAGGUGUUCCUGAGCCCAGCAUCGCCGUCGUCAAGGCUGGAGGACAUGGCUGGUAAAAAGGAUCUCGUCUAACGACGCCCCGAUUGACUAAAUCCGUUGAUCCAGAAGUGGUCCAUCCCGAAAAAGCAGUCAUCCGAAAUCUUUUGAAUCAUAAUGACAGCAGACAAUCCCGUCGACGAUACAUCUGAUUUCUCGCAAAUCUAAAUAAUUCUCAUUGGAUAGGAAACAAACGAAAUAAGGGCUAGGAUCAUUAAGGAUCGUCAAAAUCAGCUUCUCCAAAGAGUUUUUGAGAGCCUUACGAGAGCCUUACGAAAAUCAUGGACUACCCACGGAUCGCAGACCAGGCAGCCAAACUUGAAAGAUAAAUUCGUCUUGAUUUUACCUUAGAGCAACAUAUGACACGACGCCUUACACAAAUACACAUGGACACGAUCAUUCGCGUCUUUUUAUGUUUUUUUUUCCAUCUUUUCUUGUCCCAAACAUCAAAAUUCUCGUGCGGCGAUUGUGAUAAUGAAGAAGACAUCACAACAUCUGAGAGAGCGUUUCCCCUUUUCCCUCCCAUUUUUCUUUGUCCGCAGCAACACUUUUAUUUAUUUUCUAAUAAAAGUUGAUUUGUAUACGUCUUGUGAUAAACCAGGAA
Pogonomyrmex barbatus (red harvester ant) is the source of this 1066-nucleotide messenger RNA. RefSeq lists its product as uncharacterized. The record is from RefSeq and is a predicted model, not a curated record. Lineage: Eukaryota; Metazoa; Arthropoda; Insecta; Hymenoptera; Formicidae.